AUGAAGAAAACCUGCUGUGUGAUAAAAGAAGACGACGAUGCUGGUAAGACGGAGGAGAGCAGGAUAAGGAGAGCACCGGAGAGAGCAGGGACGAUGGAGGAGAGCACGGGAGAGAGAGGGACGACGACGAUGCUGUUUUCAAGACUAACUACGUCUUUACAAGCAGGUUUUGAUGAUCUCACCCCUCCACAUACCGAUUUUGAAUAUGAUAUUGGUGAGACCUCAGAAGGAAGCAAGUAUUUUAUCCCAAAUGUGGAUGACGCACUUAAGCCAAAGACGAAUGCACAAUAUGCAACUUUAAACGAUGCUGAAAAGAUGUACAGAGAUUACGCGGACAAGGCCGGCUUUGAUGUUCGUCCCGGUGAGAGAAGAUAUCGCAAUACGAACCUAAAACGUUGUGGUUGUAAUGCAUGUCUAAAAAUCCACUUGACGAAAGAUGGGGGUUGUUACGAGAUAUACGAGUUUGUUGAGGAACAUAACCAUGMGUUGUUYAACGWUAACGAUYGUCGUUUCUCUAGGAAAAAUAGACAGAUGAAGUAUACGGAUUUCAAGACUGUACUCAACAGCUCGAGUUACAAAGUCGGUGUGAGAAGGGCACAUCGUAUUCAAACGACAUUGAACGGGGGGUUUGAGCAUACUCGAGUUUCAGAAAUUGAUUUCAAGAAUUUUAAGAGGGAUGCUGUUGCUUGUGUUGGGAACAAGGACGCAACGAUGUUGAUCAAUAAACUAUCAAAUAGACGUGACGUUGUACCAGGUUAUUUCUUCGAAUACAUGUAUAAUGAACAUGAGUUGAUCGCAAUUUUUUGGGCAGAUGAAGUUUCUAGGAUUAAGUACAAAGAAUUCGGUGAUGUCAUAUCAUUUGACGGGACAUUUCGCACGAACAAGCAUGCCAUGAUUUUCGUGCCUUUUUUGGCCGUUGACAAUCACAAGGCUUCCGUUGUCGUUGGGUCCGCUCUAAUCAGUGGCGAGACAAUCGAGAACUUUAUAUGGGUUUCAAAGGCUUUUAUAAAAUGUCAUGAGAAGCAACCAGUUUUCGUCAUUACAGACCAAUGUUCUGCAAUGAAGCAAGCUAUCCCGAUGGUGCUUACGGAAGCCAAACACAGACUCUGUAUGUGGCACAUUAUGAAGAAAGUGCCUUCAAAGGUCAAUGUCGCACUAAAUCAAGAUCCUAAUUUUAAUAAAGUAAUCAACAAGCUCGUAUGGAACAUACAUAUUGGACCAGCGAAGUUUGAGCGUCGUUGGCAUGAGAUGAUCGAGCAAUACAAUCUGGGGGGUGAUACUUGGUUCACAGAUAUGUAUGCAAUUCGACACUCGUGGAUUCCUGCCUUUUACAAGGACACUCCAAUGUCUGGUCUAAUGAAAACAACCUCAAGAUCCGAGAGUUCGAAUUCGUAUAUUAAUAUAUAUGAAUCGUACUGGUUUGAUUUGGUUCAAUUCCUUAAUAAUUACGACGUAGCUAUAGAGAAGCAAAGAUACAGACAAUCUGUUCAUGAGACAGUAACGAGAACCACUAAUCCAAAAUUUGUUACUCCGUUGCGUUUAGAAAGUUAUGCAUCAAGAAUAUACAGUCGGAAUGUGUUUUUUGACAUACAAAAGGAGAUAAAGAAGGCUGUAUGGUGCUGUGCUAUAGAGAAUGUUGAAUGCCGGGAUGUCUUAAAGACAUUCGUGAUAAGCCACAAGACGAAGAAAUCAUCUGAGAACAUCACAUAUCUGGUGAACCGUAAUUACUCAACAAAUACCGUCGAAUGCGAGUGCAACCUAUUCACGCGUAAUGGUUAUCUUUGUCGUCACGCGUUCAAGAUACAAUCUGCAAGGGUUCGUUACGGCGAGGUUGAUGCCGAAAAAGAAAAGUGCAUUAUUGAUGUAUAUUCGAAGGUUGACGAGAUCAUAAGCAUCGCCCGGAAUGAUAAGUCUAUAUUGGCUAGAUUGGAGAGAAAUCUUGACACAUUUAUGCUUGAUAUAGCGAAGGAAGUUCCAUAUGAAAAUCCAUCUCAACAGAGGAUGGAUGCAAUUAGGGAACAUCUAGGUGUUUCAAUACCGGAUGAGGUGGAUAUUCUACCACCUUCUGGCAUUAGGAACAAGGGAUGCGGGACUGGUAAAAGACUGAUGCCAUAUGAUUUAGAAAUGGAAAUCCCACGUGAGGGAGAUUUUUGUGUCAUGGCCUAA
Cynara cardunculus var. scolymus (artichoke) is the source of this 2166-nucleotide messenger RNA. RefSeq names its product protein FAR1-RELATED SEQUENCE 5-like. Gene Ontology annotation, molecular function: zinc ion binding. The record is from RefSeq and is a predicted model, not a curated record. Gene Ontology annotation, biological process: regulation of DNA-templated transcription. The coding region runs from base 1 to 2166 and encodes 721 amino acids. NCBI's taxonomy places the organism in Eukaryota, Viridiplantae, Streptophyta, Magnoliopsida, Asterales, Asteraceae. The transcript has 8 exons.